This is a messenger RNA of Dufourea novaeangliae, 2611 nucleotides long. RefSeq names its product lamin Dm0-like. The record is from RefSeq and is a predicted model, not a curated record. The transcript has 9 exons. Lineage: Eukaryota; Metazoa; Arthropoda; Insecta; Hymenoptera; Halictidae. The coding region runs from base 172 to 1953 and encodes 593 amino acids.
CGCUAAACAGUUCUUCCGUUGACGAGGCAGAGGAAUUGAGCUUCGGUAGUUCUUUUUUUAUCGCUUUGAGCGUCUUUCACGGACACUGUGUUAUCGUGCACCAAGUUGAUGACUCGAUUGCGCGACGGUCAGUGAGAUAGUGCAAUAAAGGAGAUCGAAUAUUGUGAGAAAAUGUCAACGAAAGCAGCGAAGAAGACCGCGUCGACGAGCUCAAGCAGCAAUGUGCAGUCGCCACAAUUCACGUCAACGCCGAUCGGCCAAAGGCCGGGCAGUCCUUUAAGCCCGACCCGUUAUUCUCGUCUCCAAGAGAAAAACGAUUUACAGAAUCUGAACGAUCGACUGGCUUGUUAUAUUGACAAAGUACGACACCUGGAAACGGAGAAUUCCAGACUGUCGCGGGAGGUUGAAACCACCAAGGAGACUAUCACCCGCGAGGUAUCCAACAUAAAGUUGAUGUACGACCAUGAAUUAUCCGAUGCGAGAAAACUGUUAGAUGACACAGCGAAAGAACGAGCGAAACUCGAGAUUGAUACAAAACGAUUAUGGGACCACAAUGAGGAACUUAAAACCAAAUUAGAUAAAAAACUAGUGGACUUGCAAAUUGCAGAAAAAAAUUUAAUGCUGUAUGAAACACGUUACAAUGAUUUGCAGUCUCAAUAUAAUCAGUCCCAAGCAGAACGUAAAAGGCUUACUGAUAGAGAAAAAGAAUUGGAGGAGGAGGUAGAAAAGUUAAAAGAAUUAUUAGAAGAUGCUCGUAAACAUCUUAGCGAAGAAACUUUACAGCGUAUUGUUCUUGAAAAUAAUAUUCAAAGUUUGAAAGAAGAUAUUAGUUUCAAAGAUCAAAUUUACCAACAAGAGUUAACAGAGACAAGGUCAAAACGACAGAUUGACAUCUCUGAGAUAGACGGUCGCCUUGCUGAACAGUAUGAAGCUAAGUUACAGCAAUCUUUGCAAGAAUUACGCGAUCAGUAUGAGGCACAGAUGAGAGUAAACAGAGAUGAGAUCGAGAUGUUAUACGAAAAUAAAAUUAAAAACUUGACAGCUCAUGCUCAGCGUAACAGCGGAGCUGCUAGUCGAGCUGUUGAGGAGUUGAGUCAAACGAAAAGAAGGGUCGAAGGCCUUAGUCAACAGAUUAAUGAGCUUGAAGGAUCCAAUAAUGCUCUCAAUGCACGAAUCAGGGAUUUAGAAAAGCUACGUGAAAAUGAGAAGACACGUUAUGCAGAAACUUUGGCAUCCUUGGAAGCAGAGUUAUCACGUCUGCGUAACGAGAUGGCUCAACAACUACAAGAAUAUCAAGAUCUCAUGGAUAUUAAAGUAGCUCUCGAUUUGGAAAUUGCCGCAUAUCGUAAACUUUUGGAGUCUGAGGAAGCCAGAUUAAACAUCAAUCCUGUACAAUCUAGUACAGCUGUAUCCAGUGGUAGAAGUACUCCUUCAAGACAUACUCCGUUAAGAGGUGGUAAACGAAAACGCACUUUGUUAGAAGAAAGUGAAGAACGCAGUAGUACUGAUUACAGUAUAACUGGAACAGCCAGAGGAGAUGUAGAAAUUACAGAAGCUGAUCCUCAAGGACGAUUUGUGAAACUUACCAAUAAAGGCAAUAAGGAAAUAGCGCUCAGUGGAUGGCAAGUUAUUCGCAAAGCUGGUUCUUUAGAAACAGUAUUUAAAUUCCAUCGUACUGCAAAGAUAGAUUCAGGUGCAACUGUAAUGGUAUGGUCAUCAGAUAUUGGUGCUACACACGAACCACCGUCAAAUAUUGUUAUGAAGGGUCAGAAGUGGUUCACAGCAGAUACUAUGACUACUACACUUCUUAACAACGAAGGCGACGAAAUGGCCACUUCGGAGUGUAAAAGACAACAGCUGUCCACAAGUGUGUCUCGACAUAGGGAAAACUUAGGUUUCAGAACUUCUGAGGAACUGCACCAUCAACAGAGAAGAUAUCUCUACCCCUAUUAAGUGAGCGACCGAAUGGUACUGAUGGGUCGAUUUAUGGCGAUCCCCAGGGAGGUGAAAUGUGCCGUCUUAUGUAAAAACAAAAAAAAAACUACAAGUCCACAAAGUAAUCUUAAGAGUUCUAACAGCACGUUUUAAAAAUGCUUGAAAGGUACAGGAAGACACUUUAUGAGAAUCUCGACGUCGAGAGAAUCGGGUUCCCAGUCUCAUCGAUACACGCAAAGGAAUUCGUAUGAAAAAUAAUGUCUUGAAUGAUAUAUAUUUUGCUUAAGAAAAUAAUAAAGAAGAGAUUAAAAAAGAGAACUCCACAACACUAUUAGUACUUUAUGCAAUAAUACCUCCAAACUUGUACACGAUUUCAGGGCAGCAGUAUACGUUUACUGGGGUUGUCACAACCGUUCAAAGGGGAAGAGAGAAAAAAAAGUACAUCGCUUGUUAUCGCCACCAAGGAACUAAAUCUAACAAAGUAAACUCGCAAAAUGGCACAAUCACAGAUGAAACUGAAAAAUUUUCUAUAUUUGUUUGCCUGUUUUUUUUUUUUUUUAAUGUCACUAAUUUAUUGGUGACUGUUUCCCAACAAAAACGAUACUCAACAUGUUGUAACUUAGAUUGUUUUGAAUUUAGCCGAAUAAUGUCUUUCGACGACAGUGGAAACUAACAA